AUGAAGUCCGUGGAUUUGUACGACCCAUUCCAGAAGAAAAGAAGGAUGCGAUCAUCGGCGAUUGCUCAGCAUAAUCUACAUGUAUCUAGUGAGGAUGUAGGUAAGAAACCAUCACCUCCCACAACGUACCGGUUGAUAUUAUCCGGCAUCCCAGUUCAUAGCAUCUUGGAGCCAGGGAGAGAGGAGCGCACUUACUACAACCCUUUCAUGGUUUGUUCAAGCAUGGGUGAAUCCCAUGAUGGGUUGCAAGACGGUAAAAGAUUGAAGAUGAACUCUGAACCGGCAGAUGACGACCGGUCACUGGACCUGGGAUUUCCUUUGUCAGAUUAUGACCAGAUGACCGACAACCACGACCAACAACAAUCAGACAUGUUGGAUAUGCAAUUUCCCACCUUGUCUGAUGAUGACCGGUCAAAUGGUGAGAUGUUGGAUUUGGGAUUUCCUCCACAGCCGGAUGAUGAAGAUGUGCUUGAUUUGGGCUUUGAUAUUGACCUCUGUGAUCCGGCCGGCAACACAGGCAUGUCGCUGGAAUCUACAUCUCAUAAAUUGACACUCAUUUGA
Suillus plorans is the source of this 561-nucleotide messenger RNA. RefSeq lists its product as uncharacterized. The record is from RefSeq and is a predicted model, not a curated record. Lineage: Eukaryota; Fungi; Basidiomycota; Agaricomycetes; Boletales; Suillaceae. The coding region runs from base 1 to 561 and encodes 186 amino acids. The transcript has 2 exons.